Mycena citricolor is the source of this 526-nucleotide messenger RNA. The record is from the annotation of a GenBank genome assembly. NCBI's taxonomy places the organism in Eukaryota, Fungi, Basidiomycota, Agaricomycetes, Agaricales, Mycenaceae.
CAUGAAAGAGAGAAUGAUGUCGAUUUCUCGGUCGGCAAGCCAUUUAUACGUCUGUUCGGCGAUCAGAUGCCGGGCCAAUCAAACAACUCCCAUCCAUCAUCAACUGCUCAGUUCCACCACUCACAUUUACCGACCAUGGAAAACGACCAGGGCCUUCUCGUCGAUCUCUACGUCCCCCGCAAGUGCGCGGCAACCAACCGCCUCAUCACCUCAAAAGAUCAUGCCUCCGUGCAGAUUAGCAUCGUAGACGUCGACGCUAACGGCCGUGCCCUUAACACCACCACCACCUUCGCUUUGUGCGGUCAGGUCCGGUCCCAGGGCGAGAGUGAUGACUCGAUCAACAGACUGGCAACGAAGGCUGGCCUGUUGAGGAAUGUGUGGUCUUACCAGAAGUAAUCAUCUGUUUUACUUUUGCACUACUUUUCUGUCACGGCACAAUUCAUUUCGCUGCACUCAAACCCAACUGUACUCCUCAUGGCAUGCAACGUUGCUCCCCUCUUUUUGUUGUAGGUCAAAUCAAGGCUCG